Molecule: messenger RNA, 792 nt
Organism: Hibiscus syriacus
Lineage: Eukaryota; Viridiplantae; Streptophyta; Magnoliopsida; Malvales; Malvaceae
Product: vegetative cell wall protein gp1-like
Exons: 4
Coding region: 1-792 (263 amino acids)
Source: RefSeq, a predicted model, not a curated record
AUGGUAGCUUCUGCUGGUGGUUGCGGGUACAAUGCAUCCCCAUCUCCGGCGGAGUUUUCGAGUUUUUCGCCUACAGAAGGAAUACCUGGUGCUGUUAAACAAAGAAGCUUUGCGCCAAGCAUGCCACCUCAGUCGAAUGAUUUACAUUCUCCUCCUGCUUUGCCACCACUAAUGCCAGUCUCGGUGCCUGAAACGACCGAAGGGGAUGCACAUUCCUCAUCGCCAAUUAAUUCAAUGGAACCGACGCCUCAAAAUACAGCUCCGCCACCAUUCCCUAUUGAAGAAAAUUUACCAUUGUUGGCUCCAAGAAUUCCAGUGGUGUUGCCACCAUCUCCUCCAUCAGUGCGAGCCCAAAAUACAGCUCCACCACCAUUCCCUAUUGAAGAACAUUUACCAUUGUUGGCUCCUAGUAUUCCAGUGGUGUUGCCACCAUCUCCUCAAUCCGCGCGAACCCAAAAUACAGCUCCGCCACCAUUUCCUAUUGAAGAAAAUUUACCAACCUUGGCUCCAAGUUUUCCAGUGGUGUUAGCACCAUCUCCUCCAUCCGCGAUAACCCGAAAUACAGCUCCGCCAUCAUUCCCUAUUGAAGAACAUUUACCAUCCUUUGCACAAGAGAGAAAUUGGAGAAGUGUGAUGUGUUCGCUUCCCGAUAAGGCCAAGCACCGCUCAGUUCAUGAUCUGAGACGUCGGGUCCUGAACAUUCCGGGGACCUGUGUUCGGUACGGUGUAGUCGCUUUGUUGUUGUUCAUGCUGCCAGUGCUACCCACAGAUUUGCCGGUUAAUCCACUGUAA